Cantharellus anzutake is the source of this 483-nucleotide messenger RNA. Its product is annotated as peroxiredoxin Q. The record is from RefSeq and is a predicted model, not a curated record. Gene Ontology annotation, cellular component: cytoplasm. The coding region runs from base 1 to 483 and encodes 160 amino acids. Gene Ontology annotation, biological process: cellular response to oxidative stress; cell redox homeostasis. The transcript is spliced from 5 exons. NCBI's taxonomy places the organism in Eukaryota, Fungi, Basidiomycota, Agaricomycetes, Cantharellales, Hydnaceae. Gene Ontology annotation, molecular function: thioredoxin peroxidase activity.
AUGGCUCCUCACUCAUUGAUCGGGAAACCUGCUCCUGCUUUCACACUCCCCUCUACCAGCGGCGAAACCAUUACAAUCACCCCUGGUCAAACAGACGGUAAACCUCUGGCCAUUUUUUUCUUCCCCCAGGCUGGAACGCCCGUCUGCACCAAGGAGGCGUGCGCUUUCCGCGAUUCCCUCUCGGCUAAUGAUUUGUACACUGGAACAGGGGUGCAAAUUGUUGGUAUCUCUGCGGACUCAACCGAGAAGCAGAAGGCGUGGGUUAAACAACACAAUUUGACGUAUCCUGUGCUGUCCGAUCCUGACCGAAAGACCAGAAAGGAAUACAACGUCGGUAGCGCUCUCCUAGGCUUGAUUGAUGGCCGCUACACGUUCAUCGUUGAUAGCAAAGGGAUCGUGAGAGGCGUGGAAGAUUCCACUUUAAGUGCCAGCGCCCACACCAAAUUCGUUGAUAGUUGGCUGGAGAAGUUGAAAUCCGAGUGA